Messenger RNA from Clavispora lusitaniae ATCC 42720, 744 nucleotides. RefSeq lists its product as uncharacterized. The record is from RefSeq and is a predicted model, not a curated record. Lineage: Eukaryota; Fungi; Ascomycota; Pichiomycetes; Serinales; Metschnikowiaceae.
AUGUGGGCCCACAAGGUCUUUUUCGCAUCUGCACGCAGAUACGUGACUGGCACAACGUCUGUUUCUCGGCUGAAACUACAUCCGGAGCUCUACAACGGAGUGUUCACCAAGUUUGGCUGGGUUUUGGUCCCAAAGACCCAUUGUGCGAGAGGAUGGACACAGUCACAGCUAAACGAGGCACUCGAGGCUAGAUUUGGGCAUUCUGCCGACUCCAAGUUGCCCUCGUUUGAUGAAAUUCAAGAAGCUGUGGACUCCUGGGGAGCAAAGGUGGAUUUGAAUGAGAAGCCAGUGGUGAAGAAGAAAAGUGCGGCAGAGCUUAAGCAUGAGUUGGAUCUCAAGCUUUUCUUGCAACAGCUGAAACAAGAAGGCAGGUAUACGGGAGAGAAAAAGAGGCUGAGGGUGUCACGGGUGAAGCGUGAUAUAUCUAAUGGCGACGUUACAUUCACGCAUGCAUGGAAUUACUUCAUGGCCAAAUCUUAUCCCAAGUACAAGCACUUGCCCGAAUCAGACGCACGGAGCAGGAUUGGCCUUGAGUGGCGGCUGAUGUCCAUGGAUGAAAAGGACGUUUAUAGAGAGGAGUAUUCGCAGUUGCUCCAGCUGGGCAAGGACAUUUACCACGGAGAAAUUGUGGAUCGAGAAACGAAGAUGAAAGCUGUUGAGCGGCUCAACUUGUCCAAGAAAAGAAGCACGGAGAGAAAGCUCAAAAAAUUGGAGGAGUCACAGAAAAAAUUGGCGGGAGAGUGA